This is a messenger RNA of Plodia interpunctella (Indianmeal moth), 1233 nucleotides long. RefSeq lists its product as uncharacterized. The coding region runs from base 46 to 531 and encodes 161 amino acids. Lineage: Eukaryota; Metazoa; Arthropoda; Insecta; Lepidoptera; Pyralidae. The transcript has 3 exons. The record is from RefSeq and is a predicted model, not a curated record.
AUCUAGUUCAAAAACAGAUGGGCUAUAUAAGUAAACUGCCGAGAUAUGUUGCUGCGUUUACUUCAUGUGAAAAUGUUGUGCAAAAGUCUAUUCUUCGUGAUUUUAGUGGUGUCUGUCAUUGCCGAGCACUGGCAACAGCCACAGUCUGAAUGUGACUUCAGAGGGGGCGAAUGUAUGGCUGCUGUGGCCGAUGAAUGGGCGAAAUGCGACGUGUCUUUGCCAUUUUCUUGUGGUACAGUAGGAGGAUUUUGCUGUAUGAAACGUAAAGUGUAUCAGGAUGAAUGCACUAUCAACGGAGGAAGAUGCCAGUACUCAUUCUUCAGUUCAGAAUAUCCGAACCAAUGCGACAUUGCCGAGCUACCUUACAGAUGUCCGUACACUUUAGGUUCAGCUAUAUGCUGCUUCCAACCCCCUUCCAACCCUUACCGGUACCCCCCAACCCCUUACACUUACCCAAUUUAUGACCCUCAGAAUAUGCUAUUAGGCGCUUCUCCAUCCCAGUCGAGUCCAUUGGGUUCAAAGGCUAAUUAAACGGUAGUAACAAAAGAUGUUUACUUCAUUCGUUUAAAUCUAUACAAAUUCUAUAUAAUUUUCUUCACAAUUCUCUGUAUCUACCUCUUAUAUAUUUGGUUUAAUGGAGUUUCGCGACAGUACAAUCGAAAAAAAGAAAAUUUGUUUUCAUUAAAGAACCACUUUUUAUUUACUCAUUUGAAAGUCUGUUCCACGAAAUAACGAAUUUUUUUUUCAAAAUGCUAGACUUAACGUUUAACGCAUUAUUUAUCAUUCAAUAAUGCAUACUAAUAUUCUUUCCUUAUCCAACGUUUUGUUCUCAGUCAAAAAUAUAUUGAGUUAUAUUGGUAAGUGCAUAAAUUUAGAUUUAUUUAAUGCACAUAUUCAGACAUUGAUUGGUGUUUCAAUAAUUUUUGUCCCUCGUGAGUUAUAUUAUCAAACCUUCUGAUCGACCUUCGUCCUUUUAGAUCUUCUUCAAUGUUCAAUACAUAUUAUCUCUCUGCUCUAUCGCUAAUUAGUUACAAUUAAAAUUUCUAGAUACAAGUUAAUAAUAUAAUUACAAAACAUAUAUAUUUGUUUCUAUAUGCCAAUGUAUUCGAACUAAAUUAUGAUUGAAACGUGUCUUUGAUUACCAAUGAAUUUAUUAUUGAUAAAUGUUUACCAACAAUUGUGAUUUAAUUUUUGUUUAUUACAAUAAGAAUAUAUAUUUUAUUAUGCAGUACA